Morone saxatilis (striped sea-bass) is the source of this 2451-nucleotide messenger RNA. It is a transcript of the gene tbx18, whose product is annotated as T-box transcription factor 18. Gene Ontology annotation, biological process: cell fate specification; somitogenesis; morphogenesis of embryonic epithelium. The coding region runs from base 255 to 1796 and encodes 513 amino acids. The transcript is spliced from 8 exons. Gene Ontology annotation, molecular function: RNA polymerase II cis-regulatory region sequence-specific DNA binding; DNA-binding transcription factor activity, RNA polymerase II-specific. Lineage: Eukaryota; Metazoa; Chordata; Actinopteri; Moronidae. Gene Ontology annotation, cellular component: nucleus. The record is from RefSeq and is a predicted model, not a curated record.
GGCUCUCCUCUAAGCUCCGGUUGUUGACACUCUCCAAAAGUCCGCACGGCUCUCACGGAUAACGGAGACACUAUUACAGCUCGUCGCGGCUCCCUCUGUUCCCUCUGCGGCCCGGCUCUUGGACGGACAAACCGAAAGCACCGGACUGUCCGCGUGGAUUUUUGCGACUGUCUGUGCUGUGAACUUUCCGUGCUCCCUGCAAGCUCGUGACGCCGUCUCCUUCCUCUCCUUCCUCCGUCCCGAGACCGAGAGAAAUGGCAGAGAAGCGGCGGUCUCCGUGCGCGCUGAGUGUCAAGGCGCAUGCAUUCUCGGUAGAAGCGCUGAUCGGAGCGGAAAAGAGACGCAGGACGGCCGGAGAGGAUACUGUGUCUCCUGGCUACGAGGACGGAACUGAUGUCGCUGAUCUAACCGGGAGCCCGGGGCCGCGGGCCGACAGAGCGUGCACCAGCGACAGGGGCAGCGAGGCAGAAUGUGCAAGUGACGGAUCCCCAGAGAGCGAGGACGCGCUGCUGGAGAGCCCGCAGCCCGCAGCUGUGUGCACGGCGCCGGUAACCGGCACCGGAGAGGAGACCCGCGUGGACCUGCAGGGAUCAGACCUGUGGAAACGGUUCCACGAGAUUGGCACGGAAAUGAUCAUUACCAAGGCUGGACGGCGGAUGUUCCCCGCUAUGCGUGUCAAGAUUACGGGCUUGGACCCACAUCAGCAGUAUUACAUUGCCAUGGAUAUAAUCCCCGUGGACAACAAACGAUAUAGGUACGUGUACCACAGCUCCAAAUGGAUGGUAGCGGGGAAUGCGGACUCUCCUGUGCCGCCUAGAGUGUACAUCCACCCGGACUCCCCUGCCUCAGGAGAGACGUGGAUGCGUCAGGUGGUCAGCUUCGACAAACUUAAACUGACCAAUAACGAACUGGACGACCAGGGACAUAUCAUUCUGCACUCCAUGCACAAGUACCAGCCGCGGGUCCAUGUGAUCCGUAAGGAGUGUGGAGAGGAGCUGUCCCCAGUGAGAGCAGUCCCUGCUGGGGAAGGCACCCGCACAUUCUCCUUCCCUGAGACUGUGUUCACCACCGUCACAGCAUAUCAGAAUCAACAGAUUACAAGGCUGAAAAUUGACAGAAACCCAUUUGCCAAGGGCUUCAGAGACUCUGGCAGAAACCGGAUGGGUCUGGAGGCUUUGGUUGAGUCGUAUGCAUUCUGGCGUCCAUCUCUGCGAACACUCACAUUUGAGGACAUUCCUGGCAUGGCCAAGCAAGGGGUCCCUGGAGCUCAUGGAGGGGUCGGAGCAUCACCUCACCUGCUCUCCACAUCCCCGUGCUCCUCACCUUUCCAGGUUUGCCCUCUCAGCCCGCCUGACUACACCUGCAGCCGACCCACACACCCUCUCCAUCGUUAUAGCAACCCCCCGGAGCCGUUCCCCCCUCCCAGAGGUCCAUCGGUGUAUGAAAGCGAAGGAUUCUGUUCCCUUCCUCUCCCUGCUUCUCAACUUGGCUAUCUGUCCAACCCCACCCCGCAGGGUUACGCUGGGCUGCGCCUCCACACACCACCCUACAGCCUGUACGGUUACACAUUCCCUCCCUCACCACGCCUCGCUGCCAGCCCAGAUAAAAUGGCCGCCGCUGCCACUGCCAAUCAUCAAAGUCCCUUCCUUGGCUCAUCUCCCAGUGGGACUCUAACGGACAGUCUGGGCGUGCUCAGUGGAGGACAGCAGGGCUUCUUGUUUGACUCUCGGACUUUAGGACUGGCAGGUAGCCAGCCGGGAGGUGGGGCCUCACAGGUCACUGCCCACAUGGGCUGAAUUUGACUCUGGACAUCUAGGGUUGUCACAAAAACAAAAUGACACCCUGGAAUGGGUGUAAGUUGCUUUUGUUCCAGAACGUUCUACAAAUUAAUCAUCCAUGUGCUGAACAAGCAUUGGGCUGAAUUGUGGACAAGCAGAGACAGUGACAGAUCAAGCUACUGCCUCUUUGAGCAUAAAGAGCUUGUCAAAGCUUCUUUAACUGAAAGGAAUAUUUUUUAUCGAGUUCUUAUCUUUCAAGUAUGUUCUCUAGGACAUGCAUGUGCAGCUGCAGUGGUCACUAAAGGGAGAAACCUCCUGCAGCUUUGGAUAAUGGACAAUGUAACCCAGUGACUGAACUGGAACUGAAUAUGGAUUGGGCAGAAACUGGGCUGGCCCAGGCACUCAAAGCAAGCACUUCAACCCCUGGCAGGCCCUGAAGCAGUAACUAUUAUACUCACAUUCUGCAUUGCUCCUUGAUCUUGCCUACUUUGGAUGGAGUUACAGAACACUACUUCUAAACUUGUUUUUAUGGGAUAUAUCAACCAAAAAUUCCUUUUGUCAAUUAAAUUCUUUGUCUUUACAUGCCUGGUGGUGUUCUCGAUCAAAUCUUUGGAUUAACAAACAUGUAGCUCAAGUCCAUCUAGUAAUAUGCACUACAGGCAGGGCCUUUUCA